AUGAUGAUGAUGAUUUAUGUUUGUUCUUAUGAAAGUGAUGAUUAUAUUUUUAAGCAAUAUAACCUGACAGGAGUUGUAUAUUAUCGGAACCAGCUCUCGAAGGGAGGGUAUUACGAAUCACCGCUGUGCCGGGCUCGACACAGGAUUGCAGUUAUUGUGCCUUACAGAAAUCGAGAGAGGAAUUUGGUCGUGUUUCUAUAUGUGAUGCAUCCAUUUUUGAUCGAACAAGGAUUAGAAUAUAGGAUUUUUGUUAUAGAGCAAAGUGGGAAAGAACAAUUCAACAGGGGUCGCCUUCUGAACGUGGGCUACUUAGAGGCGAAGAAGCACGGCAACUGGGAGUGCAUGGUGUUCCACGAUGUAGACCUUCUGCCGACCACCGACAGGAUAAAAUACAGCUGUCCAACUUGGCCGCGACAUAUGUCCGCGUAUGUCAUUGGGAGGCCGGAAUCAGAAAAUUACAAAAGUCACUAUGGCGGCGUAUCUGUAAUGACUCCAAGUCAAUUUGAAAAGGUGAACGGGUAUUCUAACCGUUACUGGGGGUGGGGCGGGGAGGACACCGACAUGUUCUGGAGAAUUAAGCAUUCAGGUCUUGCUCUGACCAGAUAUAGCAAAUCUAUCGCUAAAUAUAUGGCCCUACCGCAUAAACAGGAACCGGAGAAUCCUACCAGAAAGAAACUUCUCAAAACUGCAAUGGAUGAGAAAUCCUACAAAAUCGACGGUUUGUCAAACUGCCACUACAAAAUAGUAUCCAAAACUAUGUAUCAUACAUACACACAUAUUUUAGUCGAUAUUAAUCCUAACAAGACAAUGUCAUGGGAAUAAAGUUUCUCGUUUAAACAUUUUUUUAUAUAUUACGUACCUACCAUACUACCUACUUACCCUACCAACUA
Molecule: messenger RNA, 890 nt
Organism: Ostrinia furnacalis (Asian corn borer)
Lineage: Eukaryota; Metazoa; Arthropoda; Insecta; Lepidoptera; Crambidae
Product: beta-1,4-N-acetylgalactosaminyltransferase bre-4-like
Exons: 7
Coding region: 1-822 (273 amino acids)
Biological process (GO): glycosphingolipid biosynthetic process; carbohydrate metabolic process
Cellular component (GO): Golgi apparatus
Molecular function (GO): N-acetyl-beta-glucosaminyl-derivative 4-beta-N-acetylgalactosaminyltransferase activity; galactosyltransferase activity
Source: RefSeq, a predicted model, not a curated record